Stegostoma tigrinum is the source of this 3797-nucleotide messenger RNA. RefSeq names its product patched domain containing 4 (gene ptchd4). Gene Ontology annotation, cellular component: membrane. The transcript has 3 exons. The record is from RefSeq and is a predicted model, not a curated record. NCBI's taxonomy places the organism in Eukaryota, Metazoa, Chordata, Chondrichthyes, Orectolobiformes, Stegostomatidae. Bases 377 to 3100 code for a protein of 907 amino acids.
UUCAGCGCCUGCACUCCAUUCAGUCAGGAUCCAGCGUUGUGGGGAAGGCUCUAUAAAUAGACAUUCGGCGUCCUCCCCCAUUCAGAACCAUACACUUGAUUCCUGUAGCUCGAUAAAUUAGAGUACGCCUAUACAGCACUUCCAACAGUCAGUCCUAUACUGCUCCCUAAUGCACACAUGUAUGGAGGGCGAUGCGGUGAAAACGAUACAACUAUUACCGCUCAGUGGCGAAACGAGGACUGGCCUCUAACAAGGAAGGAAAAAAAGCCCCGAGUGAUCAAUAGUUGGCCGUCUGCUGCGAAACUGCUGCAGUGCUUUCCCGAGUAAUACCCAAAAGGGACUGGUGUGGAUUAACAUGUAAAAAGGGCAAAGCCAGAUGUCAGAUGAGCUUUACAGGAAGAGCCAGGGCUGGGGGAUCUGCAAGAGCUGCAGGAGGAUGCUGCGACAAGUCGUGCACUCAGGGCUGAAGGGAUGUUUCUACUGGUUGGGAUUAUUCGUGAGCAGGCAUCCCGUCUUUUUCCUGACAGUCCCCUCCAUCCUGUCCAUCCUGUUCGGGGCGACCUUCCUUAAUAAAUUUCACCGGGAAACUGACUUGGAGUUGCUGGUGGCGCCCAAGCACAGCCUGGCCAAGAUCGAGAGGACCCUGGUGAACAGUCUGUUCUCCAUCAACCAGUCCAAAAACAGCCUGUACUCGGACCUGCAUACGCCUGGCAGAUACGGCAGGGUGGUACUUACCUCCCGUUCGGGGGCUGACAUCCUGGAGAGAGCCGAUCAGAUUUUGCAAAUGCACAAAGCCGUGCUGGAGAUGCGAGUGAACGGCUCGGGCUUCAAUUAUUCUUUCUCUCAUAUCUGUAUGUUGCGGAACAGUGACAAAAGGUGCGUGCUUGACGAUAUCAUCGAAGUGUUAGAGGAUCUUAGUCAAGCCGCACUGUCUAAUAAUACCGCACCGAGGAAGUCACUGCGCUACCCUAAUACUAAAUUAAAGGACGGUAGGGUGACUUUUAUCGGACAUCAGCUUGGAGGAGUGAUCUUCAUCCCCAACAGUAGAGAACACCAGGUUAAAUCAGCCAGUGCAGUACAGAUCACCUACUACCUACAAAGCUACGGGUCUGCCUUACAAGAUGUUGCAGAGAAGUGGGAAGCUGAAUUCUGCCAGCUCAUGCUUAAAUUUCAACAGGAGCACAGUGGUCUGCAGUUAUACCCCCUGACAUCUUCUGGUCUAUGGAAGGACUUCUAUAAGACCAAUACUGUGGCCAGAACUGAAGUGGUGGUGAGUCUAGUGUUGGUUCUGAUUGCUGCCACUCUCACCAGCGCAAUGAGGGACUGCCUCCGCAGCAAACCUUUCCUAGGACUGCUAGGAGUUAUCACUAUCUGCCUUUCCACUGUUACUGCAGCAGGGAUAUUCAUCAGCACUGAUGGCAAAUACAACUCCACUCUACUGGGAAUUCCUUUCUUUGCCAUGGGCCAUGGAACUAAAGGAAUUUUUGAACUGCUGGCUGGAUGGAGGAGAACAAAGGAAGAUCAGCCAUUUAAGGAGCGAAUAGCAUCUGCAUAUUCUGAUGUGAUGGUGUCGUACACAAUGACAAGCUCUCUCUAUAUCAUUACCUUUGGUAUGGGUGCAAGCCCAUUCACAAAUGUUGAAUCUGUUAAAAUCUUCUGUCAGAACAUGUGUGUCACUGUUCUAGUAAACUACUUCUAUAUUAUUUCUUUCUAUGGCUCAUGCUUGGUCUUUGCUGGGCAACUGGAACAGAAUCGCUACCAUAGUAUAUUUUGCUGUCGAAUCCCCUCACCUGAAUACCUAGCUUCCAGGCCUGUCUGGUUUAAAACUAUGAUGAAUGAUGGAUUCCAGCAGUCAGGUUCUCAUGACUGUGAUCCAUAUCAAAAACAUUUCAUUCAACGUUUUUUGAGGGAGCACUACACUGAAUGGAUCAUUAAUACAUAUGUCAAGCCCUUUGUUGUGCUACUGUACUUGAUUUAUGUAUCAUUUUCCUUCAUGGGAUGUUUACAAAUCAGUAAUGGAUCAAAUCUCAUUAAUUUGCUUGCAAGUGACUCACAAAGUGUUUCCUUUACAAUAACCCAGCAAAAAUACUUCAGCAACUACAGCCCAGUCAUAGGUUUUUAUAUUUAUGAGCCAAUAGAAUAUUGGAAUCUAACCAUACAGGAAGACUUGCAUGUAAUCAGCAGGGGCUUCAUCAGAAUAUCAUGGAUUGAGCAUUACUUACAGUAUUUGAAAAAACUCAAUGUUACGGUACUAACCAAAAGUGAAUUUAUCAACAUUCUAGCCAAUUCGUUUCUAAAGCAACCAGAAUUUCAAAAUUAUAUGGAUGAUAUAAUUUUUUCAAAGACAUCAGAAGAAGUAGAUAUCAUCGCUUCCCGUGUGUAUAUGGUGGCUAGAACUGCAGAGAAUAUACAUGAUGAAAUGGUUGAUUUACUGGAAACAUUAAGAAAACACUCCCUGAUUUCUAGGAUAAAGUACAUAGUGUUUAACCCAACCUUUGUUUUCAUGGAUCGAUAUAGCUCCUCCAUCACCUCGCCAAUUCUGAAUUCCAGUGUUAGUGUCUUGAUCAUUCUAAUGUUGACCGUUUUUUUGGUUAUCAAUGCUUUGGGUAAUGUUUGGGUAAUACUUAGUGUAACAUCAAUGGAGUUCGGUGUGGUUGGGUUGAUGACACUAUGGAAAGUAGAUAUGGACAGCAUCUCAAUCUUGUGCCUUAUCUACUCUUUGAACUAUGCCAUAGACCACUGUGCACCUCUGCUUUUUACAUUUGUAUUAGAAAAAGAACGCACCCGGACUGAAUGUAUCAAAAACUCUUUAGAGUGGAAUGGAGCAGCCAUCUUGCAGAGUAAUAUUUGCUUUCUUUUAGGGUUGAUGCCCCUGGUUUUUGUGCCUUCAAAUUUGACCUUGACACUGUUUAAGUGCUUACUUCUGACAGCCACCUGUACACUGCUACACUGUUUUGUUAUAUUACCUGUCUUUCUAACUUUUUUUCCUCCAUCCAAGAAAAGGCACAAGAAAAAAAAGCGCACAGAGAGGAAAGAGGAAAUUGAAUGUGUGGAGGUACGGGACAAUGCAGGAAUGGUUGAUCACGUCACCACCGUUUGAACACCUGAACAAAACAUCACUGGAAAAACCGGUAUCAGAACAGACCCACCAUACAGGUGAUUUGGCUCCCUGGUAAGGUCUGAGCUUUCUUCAAUCCUGACAGCUUGUGCUGGCCAAUAGGACAGAACAAAGGAAGCAUGGGUGAAUUGAGAUGUUCUGUCAUAGGGUUUCAAAAGAAUGCCCUGUUUCACCCAACACUAAGGGUGCAAUGAAAGCAAAAUACUGAAAUUAAUGGUAAAUUGUGAACCACGAUUUGAAGGUUCAAGAAAACAAAAUGACCAUGUACUUUUUCUUAGCACCUUCUUUCUUUUGUAGCUUCCUUCUUUGAUCUAAACUACAGAAGUAAUGGACAAAUUAGGAAGAAUUAAUAGGAAAGAUUAUAUCUUUGCAUGAACAAAUGGGCCGUCAAAAAGAAUGGCUAAAGGCAAAAAAAAUGGCUAGUUACUGAGAAACAUUCACAAUACAAAGCCUUACGGACACACAUUAUUUUUCGUAAAGGUUUCAAGAAGGUUUACUGUGUUUUCUGUAGAAAUAAGACUAAACAAUAAUUUUGGAGAAUGACUUGACAUUGGUUGGCAACAAUAAAAAUUCUCCUCCCUCUUGUAACCAAGCCAAAGGGAAGUUUAAAAUUAUAAGUGCGAGAGGAAAUCAGCCAUUAUUUUAGUACAGAUUUUUAAAAACUGAAAUCAUACUUUCU